Molecule: messenger RNA, 1579 nt
Organism: Bufo gargarizans (Asiatic toad)
Lineage: Eukaryota; Metazoa; Chordata; Amphibia; Anura; Bufonidae
Product: acyl-CoA-binding domain-containing protein 5-like
Exons: 2
Biological process (GO): fatty acid metabolic process
Cellular component (GO): peroxisome
Molecular function (GO): fatty-acyl-CoA binding
Source: RefSeq, a predicted model, not a curated record
UGCGGGUGUCUUCACAGCAUUUUGAUCUGUCAAGAUUUGUUGUCUGCAAUCACCUCGGCUACAAUAUGGCAGACACGAAACCCCUUCACCAAACAAGAUUUGAGGCAGCUGUGAGUGUGAUCCAGAGUCUGCCCAAGAAUGGCUCUUUCCAGCCAUCCAAUGAAAUUAUGCUGAAGUUCUACAGUUUUUACAAGCAAGCAACGCAAGGACCGUGCAAUAUACAGAGACUCGGAUUCUGGGAUCCUGUUGGUCGUUACAAAGGGGAUGCCUGGAACUUGCUGGGCGACAUGUCCAAGGAAGACAUGGCGUCUUCCUUGGACAUUGCUUAUGUUGAUGAAAUGAAAUUGAUCCUUGAGACAAUGCCAGUGACGGAGAAAGUGGAAGAAUUACUGAAUGUCAUAGGUCCAUUUUAUGAAAUAUUGGAAGACAAAAAACAUGGGCGAGGAUCUGGUGUAACUUAAGACCUCAGCUCUGUCCUGACUUCCACCUUAAAUUGUAAGUCUGUGAAUGGCAAAGCAGAGAGCAGCGACAGCGGCGCGGAAUCGGAGGAAGAGGAGGCUGGAAGAAAGGAGGAGGAAGAUGAGGAAGAUGAGACGGAGUUAAGAGACGAUUGCAAAGAGGACAUUGCUGCAGUGCAGCAUUUGACCAGUGACUCAGACUCAGAGAUAUUCUGCGAUUCUAUGGAGCAGUUUGGACAGGACGACGUUGAUCACAGUCAGCUGGUAGAGCACGCUCUGAUCACCGAGCCCUUGGCCGAUGUGAGUGUUGGCGGAGAAGCAAAAGAAGGUGGAGAAGACGGGAAGGCCUCUGGACGUACUCCCCAAAAAGAGAAGUCUGGGAAUGAGAAGGCUGAGUACUUUCCGUCUAGAAGAGGAAGAGCCAAUCGCAUGCAUCCUGUGGGUGAUGGAUCCUGCAGGGGUCAGAUGGGAAGCGGUGGGGAUGGUGAGAGAUGGGGAUCGGAUAGAGGGCCAGAGGGCAGCAUUAAUGAGCAGAUUGCUGUGGUGCUAAUGCGGUUACAAGAAGAUAUGCAGAACGUUCUGCAGAGGCUGCAAAUCCUGGAGGCCCUUACUGCUUCUCAGGCAAGAUCAAUGCUUCUGGAAUCCAAUCUUCAUCAGUCGGCUUACAAGAAACCAUCUUGGUGGCCCUUUGAGAUUUCAUUAGGCACACUGGUGUUUGCAGUCAUCUGGCCAUUAAUUGCCCAUUGGUUAAUACAUCUGUACCUACAAAGGAAACGGAGGAAGCCCACUUGAACAUUCAGUCAGAAGCGACUCUGGUUCAGAAGAGCUACUCGGGACGUCCUCUAAUUGUCCCACUGGAGAUGGCAGUGGCCGGGAGUUCCUCCUCUUUUUUUGCUCUAGUAAAUUACUUGCACUACAUGAAUGAUACCAGAAUAAGGACUAAUUUUACUAAGGCUUGAAUACGAGAAAUAUAUACUAAGCUGGCAGUAGUAUUAAUGUCUUCUUUUAUCACAUCUGAAUUCAGUUGAAAACUAAAUUAUUUUUAAACUUCUCAAAAGCAUGUUGUAGAUAAAGUAUAUACGGUACUUCUGAGGGUACAGGGUAGGCAGGCAAAAAUCAUG